This is a messenger RNA of Trypanosoma conorhini, 327 nucleotides long. RefSeq lists its product as uncharacterized. The annotation marks the transcript as partial. NCBI's taxonomy places the organism in Eukaryota, Euglenozoa, Kinetoplastea, Trypanosomatida, Trypanosomatidae. The transcript has a single exon. The record is from RefSeq and is a predicted model, not a curated record.
AUGUUUUGUUUACGCGUACUGGUGUUGGUUUUGGCUAUAUUGGCCACCGCCUGUGCUGUGUGUGCCAACAUCUUCCCUGUCUUCCAGAAGGAGAAAGAGCUCGUGACGACGAAGCAGACGCUAUGGUACAAUGAGGUGAUCUUGCCCGAUGGCAAUGAGACCGAGCAGAAGGUGAGUAAGAGCUUGUGCGGGCAGUACAAGCUGUUUUUCCAGGUCUCCGAGGGCACCGCUGUGGGUGCAGCUGGUGUAGGCCUCAUCGUUGUGGGCAUUGUCUUCGCCCAACUGUUUCUUCACGAGAGAAUAUGUUGUUUUAUUUACGGCGUGUCG